Contarinia nasturtii (swede midge) is the source of this 2842-nucleotide messenger RNA. It is a transcript of the gene TER94, whose product is annotated as transitional endoplasmic reticulum ATPase TER94. The record is from RefSeq and is a predicted model, not a curated record. The transcript is spliced from 7 exons. Bases 237 to 2672 code for a protein of 811 amino acids. Gene Ontology annotation, biological process: autophagosome maturation; retrograde protein transport, ER to cytosol; mitotic spindle disassembly. Lineage: Eukaryota; Metazoa; Arthropoda; Insecta; Diptera; Cecidomyiidae. Gene Ontology annotation, cellular component: VCP-NPL4-UFD1 AAA ATPase complex; cytosol; nucleus. Gene Ontology annotation, molecular function: polyubiquitin modification-dependent protein binding; ATP hydrolysis activity; ATP binding.
AUUGUCAUCGUUGAGCGUUCAGUUCAGUUCAGUUCCAAAGACAAGUCAAUUGGAUAUAUUUGUUAUUCGUUAUUUGAUAUUACAGAAGAUUUUUAUAUAUGAUCUUUGUAAUUUACAUGUAAUUUCUCAAUUGAAAUAUCAUAAAUAAACGCCACAAAAAUAAAGUUAAUAACGCAAAAAAUCAAUAAAUUUUUCUUUUAUAAAUUCAAUAUUUCGAAAUAAUUUCCGAGACGAAUAUGGCUGAUCAUAAAAGUGAUGACUUAGCAACUGCAAUCUUGAAACGAAAGGACCGUCCAAAUCGUUUACUCGUUGAGGAAGCUGUCAAUGAUGACAAUUCGGUAGUGUCAUUGUCACAGUCAAAAAUGGACGAGCUGCGUUUGUUCCGAGGUGAUACGGUGCUACUAAAAGGAAAACGCCGCAAGGAAACUGUUUGUAUUGUUUUGUCUGACGAUAACUGUCCCGAUGAGAAAAUUCGCAUGAAUCGCGUUGUACGUAACAAUUUACGUGUUCGUCUCGGUGAUGUUGUAUCAAUUCAGUCAUGUCCUGAUGUCAAAUAUGGUAGUCGAGUACACAUUUUACCUAUUGAUGACACUGUUGAAGGUCUAACUGGAAACGUCUUUGAGGUUUAUUUAAAACCAUACUUUCUUGAGGCAUAUCGGCCGAUUCACAAAGAUGAUACAUUCUUAGUUCGCGGAGGAAUGAGAGCCGUUGAAUUCAAAGUGGUUGGUACGGAUCCAUCACCAUAUUGCAUUGUAGCCCCAGAAACGGUAUUGCAUUGUGAAGGAGAUCCAAUCAAACGCGAAGAAGAAGAAGAAGCAUUGAAUGCAGUGGGCUAUGACGAUAUUGGAGGUUGUCGUAAGCAAUUGGCUCAAAUUAAAGAAAUGGUUGAACUUCCAUUGAGACAUCCAUCGCUUUUCAAGGCAAUUGGUGUAAAACCACCUCGUGGAAUACUUAUGUAUGGUCCACCCGGGACAGGCAAGACUUUGAUUGCACGGGCUGUAGCUAACGAAACGGGGGCAUUUUUCUUCCUAAUCAAUGGUCCAGAGAUCAUGUCCAAAUUGGCCGGAGAAUCUGAAUCAAAUUUACGGAAAGCUUUUGAGGAAGCUGAGAAGAAUUCACCAGCAAUUAUUUUCAUCGAUGAGUUAGAUGCUAUAGCACCAAAACGUGAAAAAACACAUGGAGAAGUGGAAAGACGUAUUGUUUCACAACUAUUAACUUUGAUGGAUGGAAUGAAAAAGAGUUCACACGUCAUUGUUAUGGCCGCGACCAAUCGACCCAAUUCCAUUGAUCCAGCACUUCGUCGCUUCGGCCGAUUUGAUCGUGAAAUUGAUAUUGGUAUACCAGAUGCUACUGGUCGACUAGAGGUAUUACGUAUUCACUCGAAAAAUAUGAGAUUGGCUGAUGAUGUUGAUUUAGAACAAAUAGCUGCUGAAUCACAUGGUCAUGUUGGUGCUGAUUUAGCCUCACUAUGUUCGGAAGCUGCUCUACAACAAAUUCGUGAAAAAAUGGAUCUGAUCGAUUUGGAAGACGAUCAAAUCGACGCUGAAGUUUUGAACUCGCUGGCUGUUACAAUGGAUAAUUUCCGUUAUGCAAUGACCAAAUCCUCACCAUCUGCGUUGCGAGAAACAGUUGUCGAAGUUCCUAACGUUACUUGGACUGACAUUGGUGGACUUGAAAGUGUUAAAAAGGAAUUACAAGAACUGGUUCAAUAUCCAGUUGAGCAUCCGGAUAAAUUCCUUAAAUUUGGUAUGCAGCCAUCACGAGGUGUCUUAUUUUAUGGACCACCUGGUUGCGGUAAAACAUUGUUGGCAAAGGCAAUUGCCAACGAAUGCCAGGCCAACUUUAUUUCGGUUAAGGGACCCGAAUUGCUAACCAUGUGGUUUGGUGAGUCGGAAGCUAAUGUUCGCGAUAUUUUUGAUAAGGCACGCUCAGCCUCCCCAUGUGUAUUAUUCUUUGAUGAAUUGGACAGCAUCGCUAAAUCACGAGGUGGAAAUGUUGGUGAUGCCGGAGGUGCUGCUGACCGCGUAAUUAAUCAAAUUUUGACUGAAAUGGAUGGUAUGGGAGCAAAGAAGAACGUCUUCAUUAUUGGAGCUACAAAUCGACCAGACAUUAUUGACUCAGCAAUCUUACGGCCAGGACGAUUGGACCAACUUAUUUAUAUUCCAUUGCCUGAUGAGAAAUCACGUGAAGCCAUUCUAAAGGCAAAUCUUCGAAAGAGCCCAUUGGCCAAAGAAGUUGAUUUGACAUACAUUGCAAAAGUAACACAAGGUUUUUCUGGAGCAGAUUUAACUGAAAUUUGCCAACGUGCUUGUAAAUUGGCUAUUCGACAUGCCAUCGAGGCCGAUCUUAAAAGAGAACGUGAACGUGCUGAAAAUCAACAAUCGGCUAUGGACAUGGAUGAAGAUGAUCCAGUACCAGAAAUUACACGUUCUCAUUUUGAAGAAGCAAUGAAAUUCGCACGUAGAUCAGUCAGUGACAACGAUAUUCGCAAAUAUGAAAUGUUUGCUCAAACAUUGCAACAAUCUCGUGGAUUCGGUACAAAUUUCCGCUUUCCAACCGGUGGAAUUGCUGGCGCUCCACCUUCAGGCAGUUCAUCACUUGGAAACUCAAGCUCGGCGGGCAACGGUGGCGGUCAAGCUCAAGCUGAUGGAGAUGAUGAUCUCUAUAACUAGAUUUGAGAUCAUUAUAUUAAUAAAAUAAUGAAACAAGAAUAUCCCCAUAAAAACAUAGAAGGGCUAAACCAUAUUUUCUCAACAACAAAAUUCAAACAAAAUAUUUCUUAACAUUAAGCAAAUGCAUACAGAAAAUCAAUUCCCAGUUAAAUAAAAGUGAAUAAAUAAAA